Messenger RNA from Photinus pyralis (common eastern firefly), 1613 nucleotides. RefSeq names its product GATA zinc finger domain-containing protein 14-like. Lineage: Eukaryota; Metazoa; Arthropoda; Insecta; Coleoptera; Lampyridae. The transcript has a single exon. The record is from RefSeq and is a predicted model, not a curated record. The coding region runs from base 180 to 1565 and encodes 461 amino acids.
ACUGUCUGGAUUAAUAAUUUCAAUCCUUUCGUUCAAAUGGAGAAAGGAGAAACCCGAGCAUGCCCAGAGAAACUUAAUGAUUUCACCUACCUACAGCUGUUACCUGGAUGACCUCCAACAAUUACUAAACAAUUCAGUUGUCGGAUAGUUUUAAAGUAGUGCGCUGUUUAUUUACGAGAAUGGUUAAAAAUAAUUGUCUAGCGUACGUGUUGCUAUUAACUUUGUUGUGUUAUUGUGAGUCUAGAAGAACUCAUGGAACCGGCGGCCGUCGAGGUGGGCACACGACCCCAAGGAGUAAUUCUCAUACCACACAUAAUUACCAACGAUCCACGGAGGGAAAUAUAGGAUUUGAACGUUAUCAACCUUCACAAAACACGAGACAGGAUAUCGGAUUUGAAAAUGUGCAAAACAGAGCGCCUCAAACUCACGGAGGUCAACCUCAGUAUCAAACGCAUUACAAUCCAGUAAGUAACAGCAACCCCUCUGCGCCUUUACCCCCAGCAAAUCACAAUUACCACCCUGCAAGUAACAGCAACCCUUCUGCGCCACUACCACCAACGAAUCAUAACACAAAUCCGCAACCUGGCCCAGGAAUUGGUUUCGAAAACGUUAACCAAAGGAUACCUCAACACCCCCACAAUCAGCAACCGAACAACCCUUACAACAACCACCAACCUCAUUACCCCGGGUCGUAUCAAGGAAACUACAACCCGGCGGGACAUUAUAAUCAACCCUACAACUCAUAUCAACCACCUCCAACAUAUUACAACCCCCAUUAUUCGUCACCGGGUGGCGUUUCGCCUCAGAUUUAUCAGCCGAUGCAGCAAUCGAGUGGAGGUUCGCUUUUAGGAUACGCCGGUACUUUUGCCGGUGGUGCCCUAAUCGGGCAUCUAUUAACCAGCAACCUAGGAGGCGGCGGGGGCGGCAGUAAUAAUAACGGCGAUCGUCAGUACAGCGUCCACCAUUAUUAUCACGACGCCAAUGCCAUACCGAAACAAAUGUCAGUAUCGACCAACUCGUUACUGAUGUGCAAUAAAAACGAGACUCAAGGACUUUGUGUACCGAACACGUUCGCUAUCUGUUUAUCAAACGGAACGAUAAUGUGUGUUACGCACUCAAUGUACACCACUCCAUGCGGUGGUGGCAACAACCUGACCUGCGUAAUUACCGUGUUACCUUGUGCAAGUAACGAUACAUCAUGUAAUGCAACUACUGGCGGAAAUUCCACUACGUCGGCCGUUUAUAUUCCUUGUAUUUCAAACGUGACGGUUUCCCAACAAAAUGUAGUUACGUCCGACGCCAAUUCAUCUUCUAAUCAAAACGUACAGUACUGCGUAACGGCGAUAGCAGAACCUAAGAAAUUAGAAUCAACAGUUACCGUUUACGCCAACUUCCUACAAGAAUUGGCAAAGGCGGUGUACCAAAUGACAAUCGCGGACAGUACAGAAUCUCCUGUAAUUACGUCCGAAGAUAAAAGUAACAAGACAGAAGUAACAACACUUAUGCCAACUGCUUUGAAUAACGAAAACAAAACUGAAAUUACGACACUACCUUAUAGAAUGUAAUCUGUUAGUCAUAAUGUAAUUGGUUAGAAUAAAUUAUGUUUUACAAUA